Molecule: messenger RNA, 1768 nt
Organism: Nematostella vectensis (starlet sea anemone)
Lineage: Eukaryota; Metazoa; Cnidaria; Anthozoa; Actiniaria; Edwardsiidae
Product: solute carrier family 22 member 15
Exons: 9
Coding region: 218-1768 (516 amino acids)
Biological process (GO): transmembrane transport
Cellular component (GO): membrane
Molecular function (GO): transmembrane transporter activity
Source: RefSeq, a predicted model, not a curated record
UCUAGCCUGCGUGCAGCCGGCUACAUUAUUAAUUAUAUUAUUAAUAAUGGAACUAUUUCCGGCUGAACGCAGGCUAUGACGAGCAGACUCUUACCAAGGCUUUCGAAUUUUUCUUUGGCUAGCUGUUGCAAUACAAUGAACGCCUGUCGGUUUCUUGAUCACUCUUGCUUUUAUUGACGAAGGGGGUGUUUUUGUCGCUCAUCCUUCAGUUGACGUAAUGGAUAUAGAUAAAAUUCUUAGCUCUAUAGGCGGUUUUGGAUUUUUUCAGAAGCGCAAUUCAUUCAUUCUAGGUUUAGUGAUUUUUAUUGCGACGUUUCAAACGGUCUUGAUUGUGUUCGUGGGCAUGGAGCCGCCAUGGAAAUGUGCCCAAGAUAGCACAACCUGUACACUAAAUGGUACUUUCUCCAGCGGUGACGAGAAUUAUGAUUCUCGCUGUAGCAUGAAUCGUUCCGAUUGGGAGUUCACCUCUGGAUUUACGUCAAUAGUGAGUGAGUGGGACCUUAUAUGUGGGAAGGCAGCUAUGGCUAGCCUUGCUCAGUCCAUACUAUUUAUAGGCUGGAUCCCAGGUGCAUUCAUCAUUGGCAAACUUUCUGACAUGUUUGGCCGUACCAGAAUGCUCUUCCCUUCAAUAGCAGUUGUAGCUGUUGCAUCAUUGUCAUGUUCUUUUGCACAACAUUUAUGGCUAUACCUGGUACUACGUGCAAUUGUUGGAUUUUUUGAAGGCGGAGUAUACAUUGUUCUCUAUGUGUUGAGUACAGAGUUUGUUGGGCCAGCACAUCGCAGUCUUGCAGGGACACUAAACUGGGUGUUUUUCACUCUCUCUUUGAUAACUUUGGAUGGCCUUGCUUAUGGUCUACAUGACUGGAGACAUCUAUCCAUCGCUGUUUCAGUACCAGCACUUCCACUGUUUUUUUUCUGGUGGUUGGUUCCAGAGUCUUGCCGAUGGCAGCUUGUCAAUAACAGGUGCAAAGAAGCUAGACAGACCCUGGAGCACAUCGCAAAACUUAAUGGCAAGAACCUGCCAUCAGAUGUUAUGCCAGCUAUUAACAAUGUUGAGGAGGAAAAGUUAUUUCGUGGGGGUAUCUUGGACCUUUUCAAACCAAGGCAACAGCUCAAACAGACGCUCAUACUAUGGUUUUCCUGGUUAACUAAUGCCAUGGUGUAUUAUGGGGUGACGUUAAGUGCCGGUGUGCUGGGUGGUAGCUUGUACCUGAACUUCCUGUUGGCCUCGCUUGUGGAGCUACCCGGGAACCUCUUCUCCAUCUGGUUUAUGAACCUUGCUUUUCAGGUUGGUGGCAUAAAAUUCUAUGGCAGAAAACGUGCUCUGAUUAUUGGACUCAUUCUAGCUGCUUUGUUUUGUACUUUUGUGUCUGUAUUUCCAAAGAAAGGGCCUGGACACUACCAAGUGAUUAAAAUAAUAUCUGCAGUCCUGGGCAAGUUUUGUAUAUCCAUAUCGUUCUGCACCAUAUAUGUCACGUCUACAGAACUUUUGCCCACAGUGAUCAGAAAUAUAGGCAUGGGGAGCAUGGCGGUGUUCGACCAGCUAGGUGCGUCUCUGGCACCUUUUAUAAUCCUACUGGACAAGUCACACCCCAUCCUACCUUUCAGUUUGAUGGCGGGAUUUGCUCUUAUCGCCGGCCUUCUCUGCCUUCUGCUACCCGAACCCCUUGGUAGACGAACUUUGGAAACCCUAGAUGACGUCAACCGUGACAACGCGACGUUUGCAUUGCCAGCGGAUAAUACCGAUACGAUAGAUACUGCACUAUAG